UCGGUUCACUUGGAUCGAUGACCACGUAGUUUUCUCGAACUUCUGGAACACAUCGAGCAGAUUUUUGCCUUUUAUCAAGGACAGAAACGCAGUGACUGGAGUCACAAAAUAUGGUCCACUGUGCUGGAUGCGAAAGGCCUAUUCUGGACAGAUUUUUGCUCAACGUCUUGGAUAGAGCCUGGCAUGCCAAAUGCGUGCAGUGUUGUGACUGUAAAUGUAAUUUAACUGAUAGAUGCUUUUCAAGAGAAGGACGACUCUACUGCAAAAUUGACUUUUUCAGACGUUAUGGCACUAAAUGUGGAGGUUGCGCGCAGGGGAUCUCACCCAAUGAUCUCGUUCGGAAAGCGCGAAGCAAAAUCUUUCACCUGAACUGUUUCACCUGUAUCAUGUGCAACAAACAGCUUUCCACGGGCGAGGAAUUGUACAUACUAGAUGAAUAUAAAUUUGUCUGCAAGGAGGAUUACAUGAGCAACAGCAUGGGAAAAGACACAAACCUCCUGUCAAUUACUACGUGCAGUGAUCCGAGCCUAUCUCCAGAAUCUCAGGAUCCACAAGAUGAUUGUAAAGACUCUGAAAGCGGACAGCUGUCCGACAAAGAGACCUGCAACAACGAAAACGACGAGCAGAAUCUGGGCGGGAAACGUCGCGGGCCGCGCACGACUAUCAAAGCCAAACAACUGGAGACGCUGAAAGCUGCAUUCGCCGCCACCCCUAAACCCACCAGACACAUACGAGAGCAGCUGGCACAGGAGACAGGCCUUAACAUGCGAGUCAUACAGGUGUGGUUUCAGAAUCGGCGCUCUAAAGAGAGGCGCAUGAAGCAGCUGAGCGCGCUGGGCUCCAGACGACACAUGUUCUUCCGCAGCCCGAGGAGAAUGAGAGCGCUGCACGCCGACCGACUGGAACCAGGAGAGCUCAUGGCCAACGGACAUUUCUCGUAUCAUGGAGACUAUCAAGGUGACUACUAUGGCCCGGGAUCUGACUACAACUAUUUCUCUCAGGGUCCACCAUCCUCCCAUGCCCAGACUCCUGGUGACCUGGGAUUCAUACUCUCCUCUGGCCCAGCAGGAACCCCUUUAGGGCAUCAUGCAGCACACCACCCCUCCAAUGAGGCACAAUGCUUCAGCGAGAUGAUAUUGCACCACCGAGGGGACUCUCCCAGCCCAGAGCCCAGUGCACCCACCUCCAUCCACAGUAUCUCUAAUGACAUGUGUGACUCCACUCCACCUUUCACAUCCCUGACCUCUCUCAGUGGCAAUGGAUACAGCAAUCAACUGUCUCUCCCUUCCACAGAAAUGAAUGAAGGGACGGUUUGGUAGCUACGGCAGAAGCCAGACUAAUUCAGGAUACAAACAUGUGGAAAUAUAUGUGUGAUUUUUAUAGCAACAAUAUUUCUAUUUAGUUAAUUUAUCAAUGUAAUUUAUCUAUUUAUUUGUUGAUUUGUUUACCUAUUUAUUUAUUUAAUGUAUUUCUCUAUUCUAAGCAGAAUUUGUGUAUUUGAAAGUGGAUUGUCAAAUGUCUAUAGACCUUAUAGCAGUGCUAAUGACAACAACAGUAUAAGAAAAACAGAAUGUUUAUAUUUACACCUGGUGUGUCUGUUUAUGUGUUUCAUAACCUGACUCCUCAAACCUCUUUGCCUUUCAAAGCGUUGCCAUAAUGACACUUGAAAUCACCUCGCACCAAAAUCUUUCUCUGCUUAAACAUGUUGUUACAUUUCUGUUGUGUGUUCCACCAAUUCUGAGCGUUUGCCUUUAAAAGGGACACAAACAUGUUGGGACAAACCCUUUAUUUGUAUGACUUGAAUUAUAAGACAAAGUCUACCUUCUUAAAAUAAUUUCAUAUGGUCAGUGGACAGAGAGCUGUUGUUUACGUAUAUAUUUUCUUUAGGGGGUUAAAUAUCAGCAGUGACUUUAAAAAAAAAACUCUUGAUACUGAAGGAUAAACUUUUUUUUUCAAGCAAGUAACCAAACUUUUGUAUUAAUUCAAUUUAUAUUUGAGUUGUGAUUCACUGUUCUAGUUUGUAUGAUAUUGUGUUUGCACAAAGAAUACACUAAACAAAACCAUAAAUACAUGUUGACAAAUGAAGCACAAACAGAAAAAAUUGUCCUUUUUUUAACAGCACUGCAGUACUGGGUGAAAUUUACUAAUUUGAAGAGGCAGGUCAUAUAUUUUGAUUAUUAAUCUGAUAAUAUCUGGGUUAAUUAAAUAUCCUAAAAUGUGCAAUUGUUCAAUGUUUAAUUUUUUAAUGUUUCAUUUAACAA
Myxocyprinus asiaticus (Chinese sucker) is the source of this 2261-nucleotide messenger RNA. Its product is annotated as LIM/homeobox protein Lhx1-like. Gene Ontology annotation, biological process: regulation of transcription by RNA polymerase II; neuron differentiation. The coding region runs from base 111 to 1319 and encodes 402 amino acids. Gene Ontology annotation, cellular component: nucleus. The transcript is spliced from 5 exons. NCBI's taxonomy places the organism in Eukaryota, Metazoa, Chordata, Actinopteri, Cypriniformes, Catostomidae. Gene Ontology annotation, molecular function: RNA polymerase II transcription regulatory region sequence-specific DNA binding; DNA-binding transcription factor activity, RNA polymerase II-specific. The record is from RefSeq and is a predicted model, not a curated record.